GUCACACUGCUGGUCACAAAUUUCGUAAACAUUGAAAAUUAGUGGCGUAUUUAAUCGCGUCGCAUUGAAUUAGUCGGGUAAUGUCGCAAAUAAAGUAGUGAAAACCAAGCAUGGAGGUGUUCCAGACCGACUCGCACUAUAUCUUCGUGAAGCGGGACAAGAGUUUGUGGUGGCAUCGUAGGACGUCGGAGUUCUCGAUAAAAGCAGGAUGGGAUCUCAGCUCUGUGGACGACAUCGAGUGCAUUGGAGUCACGCAUGGAAUUGUGGGCGUGAUCUCGCUGCCCAAUGUCUAUGAACCCCACUUGGUUGUGGUCAAGGAGGCAACCGCUGUGGGUGUUCUAUAUCCACCCCACUUGGUGUACAAGAUCAAGUCCAUAUGUAUAUUGAGUGCCGAGGAACCGGACACCGAUUUGCCCAACUGCACCAAGCACACCAAGAGCAACCAGUCCACGCCCACUCACAGCGUCUCGGCCUCGAACAACAACAAUGCCAACGUUCCAUCAUCUGGUGGGGGCUCCUCAAAGAGCACCAAGCUGUUCGAGGGCAUGAACAAGACGUGGGGCGCUGUCAAGAGUGCCGGGAACACCAUCAAAAACACCACCCAGCAAGCAGCGAACUUGGCCACCAAGCAGGUUAAGUCAUCAGUGGGCAUCCGGGAACCCAAACACAUUGAGCGGCGCAUCACAGAGGAGCUGCACAAGGUAUUCGACGAGACGGACAGCUUCUAUUUCAGCUUCGACUGCGAUAUAACCAACAAUCUGCAGCGCCAUGGGGCCAAUCUGGAGGAUAAUCAGUCGCAGGCUGAUGAGAGAUUCUUCUGGAACAUGCACAUGAUUCGAGACCUGAUUAACUUGAAUGACAAAACAUGGAUACUGCCUGUCAUUCAGGGUUUUAUGCAAGUUGAGAACUGUGUCAUUGGCAAUGAGUGCUUUACCUUGGCAUUGGUGUCCCGAAGAUCUCGUCAUCGAGCGGGAACACGCUACAAGCGACGAGGAGUGGACGAGAAGGGAAAUUGUGCCAAUUACGUGGAGACGGAGCAAAUACUCUCAUUCCGCCACCACCAGUUGUCCUUCACCCAAGUGCGUGGUUCCGUGCCGAUCUUUUGGAGCCAGCCCGGCUAUAAGUACCGCCCACCGCCACGCCUAGAUCGAGGGGUAGCCGAAACCCAAAAGGCCUUUGAACUUCACUUUACCAAGGAGUUGGAGACCUACGGGCGCGUUUGCAUCGUAAAUUUGGUCGAGCAGAGCGGUAAGGAAAAGACGAUUGGAGAUGCCUAUGCCGACCACGUUGUCAAGUUCAACAAGGAGCUGUUGAUUUAUGUGACUUUCGAUUUUCACGAAUACUGCCGCGGCAUGCGCUUCGAGAACGUUUCGGCUCUGAUCGAUGCAGUUGGCCCAGAAGCUGGCGCAAUGGGAUUCCACUGGCGGGAUCAGCGUGGCAUGAUAUGCAACCAGAAGUCCGUGUUUCGGGUGAACUGCAUGGACUGCCUGGAUCGAACAAAUGUGGUGCAAACUGCCAUUGGAAAGGCGGUGCUUGAAUCUCAGCUAGUAAAACUAGGCCUUUCGCCGCCCUACACUCCCAUUCCGGAACAACUGAAGUCGCCGUUUAUGGUGCUUUGGGCAAACAAUGGAGACAUAAUCAGUCGACAGUAUGCGGGCACCAAUGCCUUGAAGGGAGAUUAUACUCGUACCGGCGAACGCAAAAUCAGCGGCAUGAUGAAAGACGGCAUGAACUCAGCUAAUCGCUUUUUCAUACAAAACUUUGCCGACUCGUUUCGCCAGUGCAUCAUCGAUCUGAUGCAGGGCCAGCUGCUGAGGGCAGAGGAGCUGCAGGAGGACGAGGUCCUGGAAACUAUUAUUCAGAUCCUCACUCCAGAAACCCGGCCCCCUCUUAGGGGCUAUUAUAAUCCCGGUGUACUGGGCCCCGAGCUGCAGUUAAUCGAAUCGAUCGUUACGACCAGUUAUUACUUGGCGCGCUUUAAGGACUCUUAUCGCCAGGCCACCAUAGAUCUGAUGUUGGGCAACCAGGUCUCCUCGGAAUCACUUAGUGCCUUAGGCGGCCAAGCUGGUCCGGAUGAAAACGAUGGAACCGAAAAUGCCGAGCAUGCCAAGUUGCUGGUGGAAGAUUGUCGUCGCCUGCUGCUGGGAACGGCUCAGUAUCCCGUUGGAGCUUGGGGACUAAUAGAUGCCGACCCAAGCUCCGGCGAUGCCAACGAGACCGAGGUGGAUUCCAUACUGCUGCUCACCGACGACUGCUAUAUUGUGGCCGAGUACGACUCGCACCUGGACAAAAUUGUCCGAUUUGAAAAGGUGCAACUGACGCAGGUGCGUCUCAUCGAGUUUGGCAUGCAUCAGCAGACCAAAAUCUUCCAGGGAUCUGCUCCAGCGCAUCUUUGUUUGCGUUUCAACUACAGUGUGGACGGGCAAGAAGGCUACUUCCACAUGUUCCGCUCGGCUAAUUUAAGAUUCUUCAACAACAUGGCGUAUGUGAUCAAAACUCAGGAGGAGCUCACAGAAUCUUUAAGCUCCAUUGUAGAGAUGUUUCGCAUUGCUUUGUGUAAUGCCGGGAAUACAGACGUUCGCUACAUCACAGGUGGUGUGUUGCAGCGAAGGAAGAGCAAGUUGCCGACGUUGGAUGUUCCCAAGGGCAUGCCGCGAAACCUUUCCGAAUCUCAGCUUGUCCAACUCAGCUCAAAGGCUCUGUCGAAUGUCGCGGGACAGUUUUCGAAAUUGGGCCAAACCUUUAAGAAGCCGUCAGGCGCCAAUCACCAGCAAGCUCACCCCAGCAGCUUGGCAGCAACCACCAAUCCGCAAGUUAUGCGUCAGACCGGAGGCAAUGAAAUCGAAUCUGGCCAGGAAGCCGAGAAGGCAGUCUUUACCCUGGGCCGCAAGCAACGAAACUCGAACAGCGCUAGCAGUACCGAUACCGAUGAGCACGACAACAGUUUGUACGAGCCCGAGGUGGACUCCGAUGUGGAGAUAGCAAUGGACAAGUCCAACUACAACGAAAAUGCUUUCCUGCCAUCGGUGGGCAUUGUCAUGGGAAAUCAGAAGGAAGACUCGCCCAGCUCUUCCGAUGAGAUCCGGCAGUUGGAGCAGAAGGAUAGCAUGUGUAAGACCACCGAGGAUGUGCUCACAAUUUCGAUUACCUCAGUGACUGAUCACGUCACUCUGCCCACGGGCCUUUUGGAAAAUGCACCGCCCAUUCGACCGAUCACGCCCAAUCCGUUGAUUUGCGUGCAAGCUCAGGAAGUCUAUGACGAUGGGGAGGAAGAGGUGAAGCCUGUGCCCAGUACGUCGCCAAGAGAUCUCAGCCUUCCUUUGGGCUUGUCCACUCAGCCGGAGGCCAACAAGCUAAAGCAGCUGACCAGUCCACUCUCAAAGCUGGCCAAGAACAUUGGCCUCAACCUAGAUCCUCGCAAGAUUGCCACAAAGACCGGAGUCCUCUCACCGACCAGUCUUUCUGAAGAGAAUACUCCGCCAGAACGCGGGCCCAAUUCUCGAGAUCAUUUGCUGGAUCUGUGGGAGGCCGAAAAGUGUAAAACCAAGUUAAUAGCCCUGUAAGAGGGUUCAUAUACAAGCAAUACGCGAAGCUCCACACUUUUGAAAUAACUAGUGCAAGUGAUAUAUUUAUUAUUCAAAUAGAACGCAACAAAAUUAAAAUGGUUCAACUUCUUGUACGAGGCACUUCCAUUAAUGUCACACUAGGGAAAAAACAGAAAUCGAAACGUUUUAAAGGUUCUUACAAUGUAGAUGAUAUAUAUUUGUGAUUGUUAUUAGCACCAAGCUGUAGUGAGUUAAUACAUUAUUGUGUGUCUAGUGUACUUAUUCUUAUAUCUAACCGAAUAUAAGUUUUGCAAAAUUAUUUUGGACAAUGAUGUGCAGCGUAUUUUAAGCACAACUAACGUUGGAAUCUCACAGUUUCUGAUCGUUUGAGGUGUGACAAUUUAGUUGAUAUAAUUUUUCAGUAUUAAAUAUCUAUGUUUUAUUUUAUUAAUAAUGUUUUUUGUAUAAUAUCACUGAGUAACUCCAAAAAAUUAUCUUGACGGAUGCUUAAGAAUCCUGUUGGCUUUGAUUUUCAAAUUUGCUCACAAAAGGUUUGCUGUCAAACCUUGAACUCCAAGAAGUUCUACCAUUUUUUGUAGCCGAAAAAAGACAGUCAAUAAAAUAAAAGGACCACCUCCCUUCAUCUUUAUAGGUUAGUUGUCUUUUCUGUCUUUUCUUAAUUAUAAUCAUACUCUGUUGGACGAAUUGGAGAAGAAAAAUAACAUCAACAUUAUAACAUCAAGGGCUGUUUGUCAAUGACUUCGUCUUCUUUUGGCUAUAACUCGAUUAAAACUACCUAAAAUGAUUUACAGUUUGGGGUUCGAUAGAUAGAGUUGCACUUGUCAAUUGUUUUAACUAAUUAAUAUACUAAGAAUCCGUUCGCCUGUAAUUGCUUUUCAAAACUGCUACAAACAGCCUUUUUCCAACUCUGCUCUGUUCCAACAUUGAACACAUUUGAAAGUGGAGCAUUAAAAGCAACAGGAUUUUUGUGUAUCCAUCGAGGUAAUUAAAUAAAGGUUUAAUUUUGAAACGCAAUGUAAUCAAUGUUGUGUAAACAUGUUAUCAUUCUAUCUUUAAUACACAGUGUGAGAAAUUCAAAAGAUUAAUUGCUUUUCUAAAAGGCAUAUGGCGGAUAAAAACUUCCAAAUCCGUACCAGAAUUAGUAAAUGAGCGAUUGUAUUUUUAUGUUCAAAAUAUUUUCUUUAAUUUUUUGUUUGUUUUAUAAUGAUAAAUCAAACGAUUCGAAAGUGUGAUUUUGUACAAGACCAAAAAGUUGUGGCUUUUUAAAUUUCCAUCUUGUCCUGUGAUAAUAUGCUUGCACCGCUUUUGCCUAGUUUUAGAUUUUAGCAGUAGUACGAGUUCAGCACUUGGCUUAUGAAACAGUUAUACGUAUGUAUGAACACCAGGUUGGUCAACUUUAAAAACACAACCACAAGAAGACAAGACAAACAAAAGACUGGCGGCUGCCAAUUUUUUACACGCCACACUAAAAACAAAACGAACCCAUUUUUUGGCUAGAUACUAAACCAAAUAGUGAACUGAA
Molecule: messenger RNA, 5088 nt
Organism: Drosophila subpulchrella
Lineage: Eukaryota; Metazoa; Arthropoda; Insecta; Diptera; Drosophilidae
Gene: sp3
Product: phosphatidylinositide phosphatase SAC2
Exons: 12
Coding region: 111-3563 (1150 amino acids)
Biological process (GO): phosphatidylinositol dephosphorylation; regulation of endocytic recycling
Cellular component (GO): clathrin-coated endocytic vesicle; early endosome
Molecular function (GO): phosphatidylinositol-4-phosphate phosphatase activity
Source: RefSeq, a predicted model, not a curated record